Carassius auratus (goldfish) is the source of this 586-nucleotide messenger RNA. RefSeq lists its product as uncharacterized. The record is from RefSeq and is a predicted model, not a curated record. The coding region runs from base 124 to 360 and encodes 78 amino acids. The transcript is spliced from 4 exons. Lineage: Eukaryota; Metazoa; Chordata; Actinopteri; Cypriniformes; Cyprinidae.
AAUCACAUAACCCGACUGGGCGGACGUCAGAUGACGUAAAUUAUAUAUUAAUGAGACAAGCUCUUUUAGUCUUCGACUGAAAACACAGAGCUUCACAAACGUCGAUAACUACAGCAGUUCAACAUGGCAGAUGAAGAGGUGAAGAAGUCAGAGGGCAAACAAGUGGAGGGGAUCUUUGGGUUCGGAAAGAAGGAUAAAGACAAGGAAAAGUCCAAAGACAAGAGUGAUUCUAAGGAUAAAGAUAAGCAUAAGGAACACAAAGGUAAAGAACAUAAAGACAAAGACAAGAAGAAGAAGAAAGACAAGGAUCACAAGAAGAAGGACGGUCACAAGUCUUCGUCUUCCAGCGAUUCGGACUAAUGCAAGACUGAAGAUUCAUCUGAUACCUCCAAUAUCAUAAUGUAAAAUCUUUAUUACAUGAUUUGUGUAGAUGUAUACAUGCAAUAUUAUGCAAUGCAGGGGUGAAUAUUAAAUCUUAUGAAGUUUUCAUGAAGUUUUUGAGCUGUAAGUACAAACUUCCACAAGGUGGCGCCACUUACAUGCCAAAUCCUGAGUGAAGCACUGGAAUAAAGAAACUUAUCAGCUA